AAUAUUGAAUUUCAUAUCAACGGAAUACCUAAAUGUUAGAUGCCUUCCAAUAUCAUAACUUAACCCAUAAAGUGUAAUCAAGCGUGGCCGGUUUUGUAAUCAAACAUUCCUGAGUUGGCCGACUGCCAAGCACUUCCAAAAAUAGUUGGCAAGUUCCCAUUGCAUGGAAGCCACUAAUCAUUUACGUUAAUCUCUUUUAUACGUUUUAAUAAAAAUACGACACUAUGGAGCGUCAAAACAAUCUUCAUUCAAGCUUCCAUGGAUCCAUGAGGAGCAGGGACUCAUCCUCCACAGUAGGCAGUGACCCUAGAGAGAAGAUCAAAGAUUGCUUGAGGAAGUUUAUAGCAUUCAUGUUUACUCAAGUGGGUGUGGGCGCCCUGGUGGUAUGCUACGCCAUCCUCGGCGCCGCCAGCUUCAUGCACAUCGAGAAGGACAACCCUGAUGAGCAGCUGGAGGACGUCCGCAGACUCCGACACAACUGUGCGGAGAAACUGUGGAACAUCACCGUUGACGUCAACCUCUUCAAUGAGACCCUCUGGGAACUCAACAUAGAUGAAGCUCUGAAAGUCUUCCAGAACAACAUAACUAAUGCUGUGCACCUCGGUUACAAUGGCAAGUCCUCAGCAGACAUCUGGUCAUUCCCAGCAGCCCUCAUGUACUCCUUAUCAGUGUUUACUAUGAUUGGUUAUGGAAACAUAGUGCCUAAAACAGUUUGGGGUAAAAUAGCCACUAUCGCUUAUGCUUUCUUUGGUAUACCAGUCUACAUACUCUACUUCUGCAAUAUGGGCAAAGUGCUUGCUCAGUCCUUCAAGUGGUUGUAUAUAACUGCCCACGAGUGCAGCCGGCGCGAGGAUCCUCUAUUUGAAGAUGGAGAACUGCAACCUGUACAGCGGAAAAUAACAGUACCAUCCACGGCCUGCCUGUGGGUAAUUUCCUUCUACAUACUGAGCGGGACCAUCAUGUUUGGAGCCUGGGAGAAAUGGAACUACCUGGACUCAACAUACUUCUGUGUGAUCAGCCUGUGUAAGAUUGGGUUUGGGGACUUUGUUCCUGGUGCGAACAUUGCGGACUCGGCAGGCGGUUCUCACUUGAAGCUGGUGAUCAAUUUCAUCUAUGUGCUGCUGGGGAUGGGGCUGGUGGCAAUGUGCUACAACCUCAUGUGCGAGGAUGUGACUGUGAAGGUGCGGGAGCUGCGGCAGGACCUCAAGAACUGUCUCGAUGACAUCACACUCAAGAUCACCAUCUGCAUGAAUGAUACGAAGUACUACCACCAGAAGCACAGUAGAAAGUAACAUUGUGUUUUUUGUGGAAGUCAGUUGUGCUAUUUUAUUGUGUGUAAUUUUGUUUAUGACUAUGUUGUGU
Messenger RNA from Plutella xylostella (diamondback moth), 1362 nucleotides. Its product is annotated as TWiK family of potassium channels protein 7. Gene Ontology annotation, biological process: potassium ion transmembrane transport; stabilization of membrane potential. The record is from RefSeq and is a predicted model, not a curated record. Gene Ontology annotation, cellular component: plasma membrane. Gene Ontology annotation, molecular function: outward rectifier potassium channel activity; potassium ion leak channel activity. NCBI's taxonomy places the organism in Eukaryota, Metazoa, Arthropoda, Insecta, Lepidoptera, Plutellidae.